Trypanosoma brucei brucei TREU927 is the source of this 2343-nucleotide messenger RNA. RefSeq lists its product as hypothetical. The record is from RefSeq and is a predicted model, not a curated record. Lineage: Eukaryota; Euglenozoa; Kinetoplastea; Trypanosomatida; Trypanosomatidae. The transcript has a single exon. Bases 1 to 2343 code for a protein of 780 amino acids.
AUGUCUCUGGGAUGUGAUCAACACACGCACAACAGAUUUAAUGGACCCACAGAACACAGUGCCAGCUCGCACGGUAUGCCAUCUGAAGCCGGAGAAAAACGUUAUGCCGCAGUGCAUGAUGCACAGCCGAUUCAGGGUAGUGGUAAGCCGGCGGACAGUUCGGAAUCACAUGACCAGGCGCCCUACCCAGGCCCAAAUCUGGGGCUGGUAACGGAGGCUAUGACAAUGGAGCGUGCGGUUCGCGUCCCACGGGCACUACGAGCGGCAACGAGGCGAACGAUGCUUGACGUGCUCGGCCACCUACAUCUCACUGGUUGCCGCGAAGCCCACAACCACAGAGCCAAUGCAACUUCCUGGCAAGAUUACGCCCCACAGCGGCAGCAGUGGGAACACCAAAUAGCAAGAGACACACGUACAGAGCACCAUGGGUCGGACGAAAAGGAAGGAACAAUACGCCAGCCCCCAAAGGAUUUGUCGAGAAGCCUGCUGCAUCUUCUACCCCCACGGCGAAGUGAGGUAUCUGGUGGGUGUUUUGGUUUCAGCACAAAUUCACGAGACUACGGUGAUGGUAUCCCACCUUACGAUUCCACAGCCGGUCCUGAUGAUGUCCGACCGAAAUGGCGGCAGGGGAUGGCAAAUGCCGCGGAACGCGAGCAAAGCGAUCGUAGGGUUGAAAGACAGCAGUCGAAACAGCGUUCAUUGCUUUCUAUACUCGAGGAAAGCGACUCAGAACCGAAGCACAACGCACGCCAAAAGUCUGGGCGCCAGUUCAAUGAAUUAGGCAAUGUUGCACAAAAAAGGGGGAGGUGCUGUCCGUUGGAUAUGGAUCUGGAAGAUCCCCGUGAUUCAGCCGGAAAGCCAGUAAAGCGUGCUACAUCCUCAUGGGGACGCUGGGAGGGCAAUGAUCUGAUUGAGCCAGCACAUUCCAUUGCAGGCAGUGGGCCUCCCGCAACGCGUCCAAACAGAGUAGAGGUAUUAUUGGAUGACGGAACAUUGGGUCGGGGGUCAGUUUUUACCAGAAGUAGCACAGGUUCAACUGCGUCAGGAAGGGGUGAAGGCAGACAUAGUUUAGCUGAUAUCCUCGCAACCGACGAUGCGGAUGAUCGUUUUCGUGCCACGAAUACGGUAGAGAGGCCAGAGGUGACUGCGGGGCGCGCAAAAGGUUCCGCUGCAAUAAGGCGGUUGGCAGGUAACCCAACAGCGGAGCGAGUCAUUGCCUACCUUACUCGCUCAUUCAAUGAAUGGAAAUUGAGUAGAAGUCUGUCUCAUGCCCCUAAAAGGAAUGAUGAAACAUACCCGAUAACAGGGGCUACGUGUAGCUCGGCCAUGCCACAGGGGUCUGGCACAGUUAGGGUCCAUUUGGGCUUUUUGGUUUCAAAAGUUGAGUGUGCUUUUUCUCUCUACAUGCUCCGCGGGAGAAUUGUGUGGGCGGAUGAAAAAGUCAAAAGGGAAAUUGAAAGCGACAACUUUCGCUCGUGUUUUACAGGGUUAAGGAGUGAUGAACAAGGAGACUUCCUUGAACAGCAACAGCGGGGGAUAGCAACAAACAUUGAAUGGACCAUCGUUUUAACGACCGAUGCGUUCCGCCCGAAUGUUGUGUCAUCGGGUAAGAACAUUUACCUCUCCCGACCGUUCUUCGUGUAUCCUGCUGCACAUGUUAUUGUUUCUUCCCUUAACAUCACCACAGACGCUGCACAGAUGCCCAAUGGGCAGCACACCAAACGUCACCACUUCGAGAGCGGUGACGGGUUUGGGGAGUCGUGCAGUGACAAAAACAGGAAUCACACUGAUCACGCCAAAGGCGCGGCGACAACGGAUACGAUAACACCAGACCGCCGUCACACGGUCUCGCAUGCCUUUUCCACUGAUCCCUCUCCGUCUUGGGUCUACGACCCCCUGGUGCGCGAGGUCAAAAAUAGGACUCCAACAGGCAGUUCGCACGGCAUGAUAUGUGGGAGAGAACAGGGGAGAACCACCGUCAUGCGAUUGGGGCCACACAUCGGACUCCACCCAUGUGGAGAAGGGGCCGACAGUACCAAAAAACCUUCACAUUCAGCGGCAAGCGACGCCCUUCAUACAGACGUGGAAAACGACCCGGUGGGUGCCGGAUUUCCCCGCGGCCCCGGGGAGGAAUGGGAAGUUCCACUGGAGCUACUCUUGUCGCUGAGAUGUCAGAUCGCCGAUAACAUCCUCUCACCUUCCCCAAAGACCUCGCAGGGAUGGGGUGGAGAAGCCAUAUUGGCUGAGGGUCAUUCCUCUGAUAGUCAGUUCUUGACUCCACCUCGCUCGCAGUUGAGACUGUCCUCGUCGCUUUCUUCUUUGCUAACGCCUGAUGGUUGUUGA